CAUCUUCUCACAUACUCAGCAUCACCACCAGCAGCCAGAGUGUGUAUUGUCUACAGGCAGAGCUCCAGUGGUUAGAGUGUGCUGAUAGCCUGUUUUAUUACAGGAGUUUCACACUAAUUCCCUCGCAGCUCAUACCAGUUUGGUUCAGCCUGUUGCCACUCACAGCCUCAAUCUUGACCAGCCCAGGCAUCACUAUGAAUGUCUUCACCUCCCUCACAUCCCCUUCCUCCUGCCCCCACUUGUACCGCUUACCCAAUUACCCCAGCAACACCACCAUCUCAAAUGCCACCACUGCAGCCACUGGAAUUAGCCAUGUCAUCUUGCGGCAUUACAACCACACCGGCCGCCUGCAGAACAGGACCAUCUCAAACAAUCAGAAUCACAUCAGUGCCACCAUGGCGAUCUUCCUCUGCUUCAGUGUUUUCAUCAUCCUGGAGAAUCUCCUGGUGUUGGUGGCCGUCAUCUCCCGCAUCCGCCACAGCAGACGCUGGGUUUACGUCUGCAUUGCCAACAUCACACUCAGUGACCUCCUGACUGGUGCUGCCUACUUGGUCAACAUCUGUAUGUCCGGAAGCCAGACGUUCCGCCUCAGCCCUGCACUUUGGCUGUUCAGAGAGGGCAUGCUGUUUGUUGCCCUGGCAGCAUCCAUAUUCAGUUUAUUGUUAAUUGCUGUGGAGCGUUACACCACUAUGAUGAGGCCAAUGCCGCGGAAGUCAGCCGCAAAUACCUACUACAGGAUCUAUGGCUUGGUCGCACUCUGCUGGGUUUUAGCACUGGCGAUUGGCUUCCUCCCAUUGCUGGGCUGGAACUGUAUGUGCAGCUUGGACAAAUGCUCCACCCUCCUCCCUCUCUACUCCAAGACCUACAUCUUUUUCUCUCUUAUUAUCUUCUUCCUCAUCCUCCUGGCUAUUGGCGUGCUCUAUGGUGCCAUCUACUGCCACGUACACAAGAGUACCCAGCUGGCCACCAAGCGCAGUCGCAAGCGCUCCUUUGCUCUGCUUAAAACUGUGAUCAGCAUUGUUGGGGUCUUUAUGCUUUGCUGGGGGCCACUAUUCCUGCUUUUACUAGUGGAUUUUUUCUGCGUCUCCCGCCAGUGUGCUCUACUGUUCAGUGCAGAUUUUUGCAUUGUUCUUGCUGUCCUCAACUCCGGCCUGAACCCCAUCAUCUACGCCCUGGGCAGUAGUGAUAUGAGGACAGCUAUUGCUCAGCUUCUCUGCUGCUGCUGCCUGAAGGCCGGCCUCUGUGCCCCAGACACAUUCACAUCCAAGGACACCAGCAGCACCUCAGAGAACAGGCGGGACAGUCUGAGGAACAGUUUCAACAGGAUCAGGAAUCUGAGUGUAGCCUCUCCACCAUCAACCCCAAGCAAGACUCGCAAACCACCUAAAAAAUCUAGACUAAGCUCCACCACCACCUGCCUGUCAGUUUCAAGUGGUUAGACCACAAUGUGUUCCCCUCCCAAGUAAACAGGACCUGUGUGCACUGAUACACAUCUAACGGUUUCCUCUGAGUUUUGGUUUGAAUUUCAACAGUUUGCUGUCAGGCAUUUUCACUCAUGAUUAUACACUUUCAGAAAACUUGCCAAUAUAAACUCAUCUUUCCAUUUCUAUUAUGCCACAGUGCAGGAUUUUUAAAAAUAUAUAUUUUUAUGUAUAACAUUUAUAUACUU
Messenger RNA from Scomber japonicus (chub mackerel), 1669 nucleotides. RefSeq names its product sphingosine-1-phosphate receptor 4 (gene s1pr4). Gene Ontology annotation, molecular function: sphingosine-1-phosphate receptor activity. Gene Ontology annotation, biological process: G protein-coupled receptor signaling pathway. NCBI's taxonomy places the organism in Eukaryota, Metazoa, Chordata, Actinopteri, Scombriformes, Scombridae. The record is from RefSeq and is a predicted model, not a curated record. The transcript is spliced from 2 exons. Gene Ontology annotation, cellular component: membrane. The coding region runs from base 195 to 1439 and encodes 414 amino acids.